This is a messenger RNA of Vollenhovia emeryi, 4132 nucleotides long. It is a transcript of the gene raptor, whose product is annotated as regulatory-associated protein of mTOR. Gene Ontology annotation, molecular function: protein binding; protein-macromolecule adaptor activity. Gene Ontology annotation, cellular component: cytoplasm; TORC1 complex. Gene Ontology annotation, biological process: regulation of autophagy; positive regulation of protein serine/threonine kinase activity; TORC1 signaling. NCBI's taxonomy places the organism in Eukaryota, Metazoa, Arthropoda, Insecta, Hymenoptera, Formicidae. The transcript has 23 exons. Bases 118 to 4068 code for a protein of 1316 amino acids. The record is from RefSeq and is a predicted model, not a curated record.
CGUGCAGCUCCAGUCUCGGUCGUCGGUAAUCGGUGUAGCGUUGCAACGGGAUCGACUGGGGACAUCGUGGACGCGUCCUCUACACGUGGUGCUGUGACCGCGCGACGCGACCACGCGAUGUCGGUCAGCUACGCCAGGAUGAAGUCGUGCCACGAGGCGCCGUCGCCGACGUCGUCGACGUCGCCCGCGUCGCCCACGUCGCCGACGUCGCCCGCGUCGCCGGCGUCGCCGACGCCGCCGUUGACGAGUACGCCGAGCAGCGCGCCCAGGCGCGCCGGCGACGAGGAGGACUGGCGGAUGCAGCUGGCGUUCUGCAAACCCCGUCACAACGUCACGAUCGAAUACGUCAAUUGUAUCAGUCAGACCUGGCGAAUGAAGGAGCGGAUGAAAACCGUGAGCGUUGCCCUAGUAUUGUGCCUCAACGUUGGCGUCGACCCACCGGACAUCGUCAAGACACAACCGUGCGCCCGCCUCGAAUGCUGGAUAGAUCCCUUGUCGGUGAGUCCUCAAAAAGCCCUCGAGACCAUAGGCUCGAAUUUGCAAAAGCAGUACGAGCGAUGGCAGCCGAGAGCGCGCUACAAACAAAGUUUGGAUCCCACCGUUGAGGAAGUUAAGAAGUUAUGUACGUCCUUAAGGCGAAACGCCAAAGAAGAGAGAGUUUUAUUUCACUACAACGGUCACGGGGUGCCCAAACCUACUACUAAUGGCGAAAUAUGGGUGUUUAAUAGGACGUAUACACAAUACAUUCCAUUGUCGGUGUACGACUUGCAGACUUGGAUGGGUGCGCCUAGCAUUUAUGUAUACGAUUGUUCCAAUGCAGGUAUAAUAGUAGAGUCUUUCCAACAAUUUGCCGACCAGCACGAAAAGGAGUACGAGAUGGAAAAACAGCAAAAUCGUGCGACCGGGGUGACGUGUCCUGCGGCACCGUGUUAUAAGAAUUGUAUUCAAUUAGCAGCCUGUGCGGCUAAUCAGAUCUUACCUAUGAAUCCGAAUCUACCUGCGGAUAUAUUUACGUCAUGCCUCACUACGCCCAUAAAAAUUGCGAUACGCUGGUUUGCGAUGCAACCUACGUCCAAAUUGGUUCCCAACAUAUCGCUUGAUCUCAUUGACAAAAUCCCUGGGCAGUUGACCGAUAGGAGAACAAUGCUAGGCGAACUUAAUUGGAUAUUUACCGCCAUUACUGACACAAUAGCGUGGAACACUUUACCGAGAGAUUUGUUUCAAAGAUUAUUUAGACAAGACCUCUUAGUCGCCAGUCUCUUCAGAAACUUUUUGCUAGCGGAGAGGAUACUUCGCUCUUACGAUUGCACGCCAGUUUCUUCUCCCAAAUUACCACCAACUUAUCAGCACCGCAUGUGGCAAGCUUGGGACAUGGCGCUUGAUCUGUGCUUGGCGCAAUUACCAACGGUUCUGGACAAUGAAGAGCGAUACGUGCAUUCGUCAUUCUUCGAGGAUCAACUCACGGCUUUCCAAGUGUGGCUCAACUUGGGAUCGAAAAAUCGCAGUCCGCCUGAACAGCUUCCAAUUGUCCUCCAAGUGCUAUUGAGUCAAGUCCACAGGCUGAGAGCGUUAGAGCUGCUAGGGCGUUUCCUUGACCUCGGCCCAUGGGCUGUGAACCUAGCACUUAGCGUCGGCAUCUUUCCGUAUGUGUUAAAAUUAUUACAAAGCAACGCCAGAGAACUUCGACCCCUUCUCGUGUUUAUAUGGGCAAAAAUUUUGGCGGUGGAUAACACUUGCCAAGCAGACCUUGUACGCGAUGGCGGCCACAAAUAUUUCCUGUCCGUGUUGCAGGAUACUUCUAUCCCGAGCGAGCACAGAACAUUAGCCGCGUUUGUAUUGGCUAGUAUCGUGAACGAUUAUCGGCCGGGCCAAGUGGCCGCGAAUCAGGGCAAUCUCGUUUCGAUAUGUCUGGAACAAUUGGGAGACAGCAAUUCUUUGCUGCGACAAUGGCUUUGCUUGUGCCUAGCGCGGCUUUGGCAUAAUUUCGAUAAGGCGAGAUGGUGCGGUGUCAGGGACAUUGCGCACGAGAAAUUAUUCACCCUACUAAAGGAUCCCGUCCCAGAGGUUCGGGCAGCUAGUGUGUACGCAUUGGGCACAUUCGUAAACAGUGUCACGACGAGAAGCGAGCAUGCGAAUAAUAUCGAUCAGAUAAUCGCUAUGACACUUAUUAAUACGAUUUCUCACGACAUGUGUCCGUUGGUUAGAAAAGAAUUGGUUGUGGCUCUUCAAUGGAUGGUGCUACACUUUGAAAAUUCCUUCGUUACGUUAGCCAUGGCCGAGGAGAACAGUCGAAAGGACCUCGUCGUGGAAACUCUGUCCCCAUUCAGCGGUAUGAGACGCAUUAGCUCGCGCGACAGACUCAAGAUGUUGUCCCCUAACAAUACAUACACCGUAGAUACGACCGAUGGAUUUGGGCCGCAAGACCGCAUCAAGAGAGUAUCGUCUUCGUCGUCCAUUAGCAGCCUAGGUAAUAAUUGGGAGUUCGUGAGGAAACCUUGCGAGUCACUUGGUCACGGUUCUCUUGGCAACUUACCGAGUCUCUCCUAUGGUAGUGUUUAUAUGAAAUUGUGGCACGGAUUGUGUAAUCUCGACAAUGAUCCUCAUCCGGUGGUUGGUGCUAUGGCUCAAAAAGUUACAAAUCAUAUUCGUAACAAGGUGAAAGCAUCUUCCACCCCCAAAGAAGUAGUCGAGACGAAAAUCUCCUCGUCGUUGUCCCUCCCGCCGUCUCCGUCAAAUCGGACGGGUUAUUUGAGCAAAGGAGAAUCACCACCGCCGGCUGUCAACUCUGGAACGGACCUGCUGCGUUCUUCGAGAGUUCUGCCGCACAGCAGCCGCUCGAGGAAACCUGUUCCUAACACAAUAUCUGAAGAAGCGGACGAAGCACCCGGAGUUAAAACUCCAUUGACUACAUCUCAGUUCGUCGAAUGGAGUUGCGCGCAGUUUGCUCAGCCUGUUAGUUUAGAGGACGAGAUGGACGAUGUAGAGAGCAGACCAUACCUCGAGCGAGAAUGGCGAUUUAUACGUAACGCGAAACAAAAACAAGACGCAAGGGAGGAACAGUUGCGUGCACCGCAAAGUAAGAUGGAAUCGCAAGUGUAUCACGCGAGGUGUUCUCAGUCACCUCAAGUUCUGGUUUUUCAUCCGUUUGAACCACAUUUGGCCGUGGCGCUGAAGGAUUGUUUCGGCAUAUGGGAUUACCAGAGUGGUGCCAAGUUGACCUACUGCACGAGUCAAGGAAUGAAAGUAAAAUCGCGCAUCACGGCUCUCGAAUUCAUCAACUCUCACGAUUUGACUCUACUGAUGGCAGGUUCCGACGACGGUUCCGUACAAAUCUGGAAGAAUUACAGCGGUACGAUAAGCCGUGAUCCGAUACUGCUCACAGCUUGGCAGGCGCUGGCGGACGUGCAACCUGCAACCAAGACUUCUAGCGUGACAGCACGACUCGUGACGAAAUGGGAGCAGAAAUCACUCACUCUAGCGGUAACGGGCGAUGUUCGCAUCGUAAGGCUCUGGGAUGCGGAAACCGAGUUGAAGAAACAAGAUAUUCCAACAGGCGCCGAUUGUUGUACCACAUGCAUCGACGUUGACGGCACAGGCGCGUUAAUGGCCCUGGGCUGUGGCGACGGAUCGGUUCGACUCUUGGACCGAAGAUUGCCGCCGGCAGAAGCAAGAGUUAUGACUUGGAGGGAACACACCGCUUGGGUGUCGGGCACGUUUUUAAGGCAAUCCGAGGGAGCCGCGCUGCAACUGUUUACCGGAUCCUCCACAGGCGACAUAAAAAUUUUUGAUCUUAGAAAAAAUUCCUCCGUGAGCACGAUUCCAAUAGCACCGGGCAUUGCGGCAUUGACUGUGCACGAAAUAGCUGACGUUUUCGCUUGUGGCACCACGAAUCACUGCAUAAGCGUCUACAAUAUAUUGGGACAACAUCUCAAUACGAUAAAAUUUCACGAAGGAUUUAUGGGUACGCGCCUCAGUCCGGUAAGCUGUUUGAGUUUUCAUCCGUAUCGCGUAACUUUGGCGGCUGGCUUCGUGGAUAGUACCUUCACGGUAUACGAGCCACGUAGAUGACUAUUAGAGAUGGAACUUGUGUAAGAUCCUUGUAGAAUUUUGUAAAUUUAUAAAAGUGACUCAC